AUGAACCUCAUGUCUAAAGCUACGAUAGAGCUCGACUUCCUCGGACUUGAGCAGAAGCACACCAACAACGCUCCAAAGCCUAAGUUCAAGAAAUUUCUCGAUCGCCGUCGCAGUUUCCGAGAAAUUCAAGGUGCGAUUUCGAAGAUCGAUCCGGAGAUUAUCAAAUCGCUAUUAGCAUCUGGUGGUAACCGUUACGAUCCAUCGACAAGAUCUCUUUCGGUUCCGUCUUCACCGAAGGAAGUUCAUCCUCAGAUCCCGAUUUCUCCGGUCCACGCGCCUCUCACCAGGCCUAGUACGGAACAAGUCUCUGGAACCGUUCCUAUGACAAUCUUCUACAAUGGAACCGUCUCCGUUUUCCAAGUGUCUCCUAACAAGGCUAAUGAUAUAUUGAAGGUCGCCAUGGAAACAGCACCAAAGAAAGACAAAUCGAUGGAGAAAGAUCUCUCGGUAAUUCCUCCGACUACCCUUAGACCAAAGCUCUUUGGCCAGAAUCUAGAAGGAGGUUAGUAGAAAUUAUCUAAUUACCAAAACACUGCUUGAUUCUUCUUGCAUGUAGUGAUUUUAAAAAAAAAUGAAUUUCUUGUUAGCAGCAACAUAAAACAAAGUUAGAGAGAAUCAAUCCGACCCACUCGUUUGAAACCGAACUUAAACAUUUGUUUCUUCGAAUGCUGUGAUGGGUUCGUUACGAAUUAGGACUAAAUGUGUAAAGAUAUGUUUUCUGAUAAAGAAGUGGGUUUUGUGUGUGUGUGUGCGCGCGCGCAGAUCUUCCAAUAGCAAGGAGAAAGUCACUUCAAAGGUUUCUUGAGAAGCGCAAGGAGAGGUAAUUGUUAUCCUCUACGAUCCAAGGAUUUUACCCAAUAACAAACAAAAAAAAAGGUUUUUCUUUCCCUCUUUCUGUGUUUGGUUUAUUUAUGAAUAUUCCAUUAAAACCCAUGAAAAAAAUAGUUACGUAUGCUUUUAGAUGCCUCUGGUUGUGCAGCAAAGCACGUGCUUCUAGUUCUACGUAGAUAGUGUAUUGGAGAUUCGUAGAGUUAUCCGUAUAAUAAAAAAAAACGCGUAGGUUUUUUAUUGUUAGAACUUCAAAAACGCGUUGACUUUAAAUAUCUAUUUUUGUUUGCUACCGACAAGUGAUGUUUGUCAAAAUGAUUCGAUUAAUUAUAAUGUUGAGAAAACGAGGGGAAAAACUGAAAAAAAAAAAAAAAAUUGUACGUUUGUUUAUCGGACCAUACGGCCGAAAGAAAGAUCUGACGUGUUCUCAAUAAGUUUACCACAGUAUUAAAACGCGUUUUCUAAUUUUUAAUUUUCUCUUUGUUUCGUCUAUGCAGAUUAGUGUCAACAUCUCCUUACUUUCCGACAUCGGCCUAAACGAAACUCUUAUCUGUUUUUGGAUUGGGACAUGAAACCAAAUUGGUCAUUUCGCAUUCCAAAGACAUCGAUGUUCGUUUUGCAAUUUGGCUUCUUCCCAAUCUUUUGGAACCGCGACACGCUUUAGGAUAUCACAUUACUGUCUAAGAAUAUUAUAUAAUCUUUUGUUAUAUAAAUAUGUUGGUAUUUUUUUUUCUCCCUUAUAAACGGUUAUUACAGUAUCUCUAAUGUCAAAUGACACUUUGAUUCAAGAAGCUAUUAUAUACUACUGUGUUGUAGUUGUAAUGCUCAAAUUUAUUCAACCAAAAAAAGCUC
This is a messenger RNA of Thlaspi arvense, 1680 nucleotides long. Lineage: Eukaryota; Viridiplantae; Streptophyta; Magnoliopsida; Brassicales; Brassicaceae. The record is from the annotation of a GenBank genome assembly.